ACAUGGGAAGUUGGCUGGGGGACCAAUGACUUGCAAGAUCUCUGUCCUUUUUCUUGCCCCUUGUCCCAAACUUGCACACAACUCUCUCUCUCUCUCUCGCGCGCGCGCGCGCGCUCGCUGGUCUUUCUUGAACCCGAACCCCGUUCACACCCGGAUCUUGGAAACGCAGGAAACGAGUUAUAAAAGAACCAGAAUAUCAGCUGCCUGUGGAAACGAAAGGAGAGCUGCUGGGUUUAGUUGUGGUUCGGCCCUUUUCUUGAUCGUUGAAUCGAAGUUGGGAGGGGGGGGCGCGGCCGGGGACUCUGUGUUUGGUGGGUGGUGUGAUCAUUGAUUCAUCAGCUCUGCCUAAAGAGAAGAGAGACGAGAGAGCUUUAUCUCCCUCCUCUUUUUUUCACGGUCCUGGGUUUAAUCAUUGGGGGGGUUUUUUUUUUUUUUUUUUUUUGGGGUUAAUGUGUUUCGAGCUUCUUUGGGUCAGAGACUUCAUCAGAGCUGUUAGGUAGAAAGGGGAAAAGAGGGGAGCGAAAAGAAAAUUGGAAAAAAAGCAGGGGAUUGACUGGUAGCUGAGCGAGCUAGCGAGAGCUGCAGCAAGCUGUGACCGAAACCCUAGAAAGAUAGGAACUUUCUUUUGGCCCUUUUCUUGAGUGUGUGUGUGUGUGUGUGUUUUUUUUUUCUUUUCUUUCUUUGGCGUGGGGUGGGGGGGGAGCUGGGGGAUUUGCCUCCAAGAUAAAUGAACUUAGAUUUUGCCCCUUCUCUUGUCCAUUAGGUUGAAUCCAAAAGCCACCCAACACGCACCCGAAGAAAAAAUUUCUAGAGCCUCCUUAGAUAUGCCUACAGACCUGGACAAUUCGUCCACGGCUUCAGGUGAAGCAAGUGUCUCGUCUUCUGGCAAUCAGCCACCUCCGCAACCACCGCCACCGCCUUCCACCACCAAGAAAAAGAGGAGUCUCCCUGGAAUGCCCGAUCCAGAUGCAGAGGUGAUAGCUCUGUCUCCCAAGACCCUAUUAGCCACCAACAGGUUCGUGUGCGAAAUCUGCAACAAGGGUUUUCAGAGGGACCAGAACCUGCAGCUCCACAGGAGAGGCCACAACCUGCCGUGGAAGCUUAGGCAGAGAUCAGGCAAGGAAGUGAAGAAGAGGGUUUACGUGUGCCCUGAGCCCACUUGCGUCCACCACGACCCCUCGCGAGCGCUCGGCGAUCUGACCGGGAUAAAGAAGCACUUCUGCAGGAAACAUGGCGAGAAGAAGUGGAAAUGCGACAAGUGCUCGAAGAAAUACGCCGUGCAGUCCGAUUGGAAGGCCCAUUCCAAAAUCUGUGGCACCAGAGAGUAUAAAUGUGACUGUGGAACUCUGUUCUCAAGGAGGGAUAGCUUCAUCACCCACAGGGCGUUCUGUGAUGCUUUAGCUGAGGAGAGCGCAAAGGCUCAGACUCAGGGACCGGGUCAGGGCUCGGCUCCGAUUAAGCCGAACUCGGAGGCCGAUCAGAAAGCCCAGAAAACUGCCUCUCCUCCUCCUCAUCAUCCUCCUCCUCCUCCUCCUCCUCCUCAAGCAGCUGCUCCACCAGCUAUACAGUCCUCAGCUGCUAUGUUGUCCACAGUUUUGGCUGAUCAAGCAGCAGGUAAAAGGAUGCUAGAGAACCCAUCCCAAAUUCUUGAAGAGCCACCAGUGGCAAGCAGCUUGAUAGGAAGCUCUAGCAGCAGCACCAGCUCUAGCAGCAAUGGCAAAACAAGCACUAGUGUCAUAGCAGGCUUGUUUGCUUCCUCAACUCCGUCCUCAACCUUACAGCCUCCGCAACAGAGUACUCCUUACACUGACUUGAUUCGUGCCGUGGCACCACCCGACUGCUCUGUCGACCUUGGGCCUGCCUCAUCCGUCGAACCCAUUUCCCUCUGCCUCUCCACGAAUCACGGGUCGUCGCUUUUUGGCAGUGCAGGGCAGGAGCGUCGGCAAUAUGCUCCUGCUCCACAGCCCGCUCUUUCAGCCACUGCGCUUCUGCAGAAGGCUGCUCAGAUGGGGGCAACUGCAACCACCAAUGCAUCGCUGCUUCGUGGGCUCGGGAUUGUCUCUUCCUCCAACACAUCAGGGCAACAAGAGAACUUACAGUGGAACACCAGUAAUGUGGAGCACGAAAAUGCCUCUGUUGCUGCUGGACUUGGGCUAGGGCUUCCUUGUGAUGGGAGUUCAGGUCUGAAGGAACUGAUGAUGGGGACUCCAACCAUGUUUGGCCCGAAGCAUCCUACUUUAGAUUUUCUCGGAUUGGGGAUGGCAGCUGGCGGCAACCCGGGUGGUGGUUUCUCGGGUCUUAUGACCUCUAUAGGUGGUGGUCUUGACAUGGCAGCAGCGGCAGCAUCAUUCGGCAGUGGAGACUUUGUCGGCAAGGACAUUGGACAGAGCUCGUGAACUUAAUGGGAAGUCGCAGGGAAUUAGUAUGUGCUGGUGCAUAUUGUGUACUAAAAGAAUUGAUGUUGCGCAAGAAGCCACCUAAGAACAAUCGAGAAGACGCUUUCCUUGGAUAAAAGGUGGAAGAAAACUGUUGAUGUGGAAGAUUCCAUUAAAACUAGAAUCUGGGGAGACUUCUAUUUUCCCAUGUGAAUCUGUGAUGUGUUGUUAGAGGUACGAGCUAUAUCAAAUGUGAUCAAAUGAUGUUUUAAGUUUGCUCGAGUUUUAGCGGUAGAACAGCAGCGUAGAACUCUGUGAGUUGAAUAUGGGUAGCUACAUUAAUCGUCUUGGAGUAAUACAUCUCAGAUGUAUUAGUUUUGCCAUUUCAUUUGUUGUUCAAUGUAAAGAAGCCUUAAAAAUAGUGAAGAUUUGUUAUUUUGCCAUGAA
Messenger RNA from Syzygium oleosum, 2822 nucleotides. Its product is annotated as zinc finger protein GAI-ASSOCIATED FACTOR 1-like. The transcript is spliced from 4 exons. Lineage: Eukaryota; Viridiplantae; Streptophyta; Magnoliopsida; Myrtales; Myrtaceae. The coding region runs from base 825 to 2396 and encodes 523 amino acids. Gene Ontology annotation, cellular component: nucleus. Gene Ontology annotation, molecular function: DNA-binding transcription factor activity. The record is from RefSeq and is a predicted model, not a curated record.